GAAUUGAGAGCGGUGCAUUCGAUAAGCACAUGUUGUUGCCAUCACAUCAAUUUCGCACUUUCAACUCUUAUUGAAGAUAGAAAUGAGCAAUCCGGAAAAACUUAAACGCAUCGACGUUUGUCGCGUUCCUGAAAAUAUAAACUUUCCGGCUGAGGAAGAAAAUGUGCUGAAGCAAUGGAAAGCUGAAAAAAUUUUCGAAAAGUGUAGCCAGCUGUCGAAAGGAAAGCCCAAGUACACCUUUUACGAUGGACCACCCUUUGCAACUGGCUUGCCUCACUAUGGACACAUCCUGGCUGGCACCAUUAAGGACAUCGUCACACGAUAUGCCUAUCAACAGGGCUACCAUGUGGAUCGGCGUUUUGGCUGGGAUUGUCACGGACUACCCGUGGAGUUUGAAAUCGACAAGCUGCUUAAUAUAAAGGGCCCAGAAGACGUGGCAAAGAUGGGCAUAAAGGCGUACAACGCCGAGUGCAGGAAGAUUGUCAUGCGCUACGCAGACGAGUGGGAGACCAUUGUGACACGUGUGGGCCGAUGGAUUGAUUUUAAGAAUGACUAUAAGACUCUAUACCCAUGGUACAUGGAGUCGAUAUGGUGGAUAUUCAAGCAGCUUUUCGACAAAGGUCUGGUAUAUCAGGGUGUGAAGGUUAUGCCCUAUUCCACUGCCUGUACGACUUCGUUGUCCAAUUUCGAGGCGAACCAAAACUACAAAGAGGUCGUAGAUCCUUGUGUAGUUGUUGCACUCGAAGCCACAUCGCUGCCCAACACUUAUUUUCUGGUGUGGACCACAACACCUUGGACACUGCCUUCUAAUUUUGCCUGUUGUGUUCAUCCGACGAUGACUUAUGUCAAGGUGCGCGAUGUAAAAAGUGAUCGGCUCUUUAUUUUGGCUGAGUCGCGAUUGUCUUACGUAUUUAAAACUGAAGCGGAGUACGAGCUAAAGGAAAAGUUUGCCGGACAAACGCUUAAGGGUCAGCAUUACAAGCCGGUAUUUCCCUACUUUGCCAAGCGUGGCGCCGAAGUAAAGGCCCACCGUGUGCUGGUAGAUGACUAUGUUACGGAGGACUCUGGUACUGGAAUUGUGCAUAAUGCGCCCUACUUUGGCGAGGACGAUUAUCGCGUCUGCCUGGCGGCUGGCAUUAUCAGCAAGUCAAGCGCAGUGAUUUGCCCUGUUGACGAUUCCGGUCGUUUUACAGCAGAGGUCACAGACUUUGCUGGCCAGUUUGUCAAGGAUGCAGAUAAGCAUAUAAUAGCUAAGUUAAAGGAGAGUGGAAAUUUAGUUUCCAGUGGCCAGGUCAAGCAUAGUUACCCCUUCUGUUGGCGGUCGGACACCCCUUUGAUAUACAAGGCAGUGCCUUCAUGGUUUGUGCGUGUCGAACAUAUGUCCAAAAACCUGUUAGCCAGCAGCGCUCAGACUUACUGGGUUCCGGACUUUGUUAAGGAGAAGCGUUUUGGCAAUUGGCUUAAGGAUGCCAGGGACUGGGCAAUUUCCCGCAACCGCUAUUGGGGCACUCCUAUACCCAUCUGGCGCUCUCCAAAUGGUGAUGAAACAAUUGUCAUAGGCAGCAUUAAGCAGUUGGCCGAGUUAUCCGGUGUUCAAGUAAAUGAUCUGCAUCGUGAGACUAUUGAUGAAAUUGAAAUUCCAUCGGCUAUUCCUGGAAAUCCGCCGUUGCGUCGAAUUGCGCCCGUGUUUGACUGUUGGUUCGAGUCCGGGUCAAUGCCAUUUGCGCAGCAGCAUUUCCCCUUCGAGAAUGAAAAAGAUUUCAUGAACAAUUUCCCAGCUGACUUUAUUGCUGAGGGCAUUGAUCAGACACGCGGCUGGUUUUAUACGCUCUUAGUGAUCUCAACGGCAUUGUUUAAUAAGGCUCCAUUUAAAAACCUGAUUGCGAGUGGCUUGGUGCUGGCUGCCGAUGGGCAGAAAAUGUCGAAGCGCAAGAAAAACUAUCCGGAUCCAAUGGAGGUUGUUCAUAAGUAUGGUGCGGACGCGCUUCGUCUGUAUCUUAUCAAUUCGCCAGUGGUGCGCGCAGAAAGUCUGCGUUUCAAGGAGGAAGGAGUACGCGAUAUAAUCAAGGAUGUAUUCCUGCCGUGGUACAAUGCUUAUCGCUUUCUUCUGCAAAAUAUUGUGCGGUACGAGAAAGAGGAGUUGGGAGGCAAGGCCCAGUAUACCUAUGAGCGUUCGAGACAUCUACAAAACAUGGAACAUGCCUCUGUCAUUGACGUGUGGAUCCUGUCCUUCAAGGAGUCCCUAUUGGAGUUCUUCGCGACAGAGAUGAAAAUGUAUCGCCUUUAUACGGUCGUGCCAAGACUUACUAAAUUUAUUGAUCAACUAACUAACUGGUACGUGAGAUUGAAUCGCCGUCGCAUUAAGGGCGAGAUGGGCGCUGAACAAUGCAUACAAUCGCUAGAUACUCUUUAUGAUGUCUUGUAUACAAUGGUCAAGAUGAUGGCACCCUUCACUCCGUACUUAACCGAAUACAUUUUUCAACGACUUGUAUUGUUCCAGCCAAAAGGUAGCUUAGAGCACGUUGACUCUGUGCACUAUCAAAUGAUGCCUGUUAGCCAGCGCAAGUUUAUCCGUAGAGACAUUGAGCGAUCCGUGGCGCUAAUGCAGUCGGUAGUUGAGCUUGGUCGUGUUAUGCGUGACCGUCGUACACUGCCUGUAAAGUAUCCCAUUUCGGAAAUUAUUGUUAUUCACAAAGAUAAGCAAACUUUGAAGGAGAUUGAAAGCUUGAAAGAUUUCAUACUCAGCGAGCUGAAUGUGCGGAAACUGACGCUAAGCUCGGAAAAGGAAAAGUACGGAGUGACACUACGUGCCGAGCCUGACCAUAAAGUGCUCGGACAGCGUUUGAAGGGAAAUUUCAAGGCAGUUAUGGCAGCCAUCAAAGCGCUCAAGGAUGAGGAGAUUCAAAAGCAUGUGGCCCAGGGUUACUUUGAUGUUUUGGGCCAAAGGAUUGAGCUGGAGGAAGUGCGCAUCAUUUACUGCACCUCUGAGAAGGUUGGCGGAAACUUUGAGGCACACAGUGAUAAUGAAGUCCUCGUUUUAAUGGACAUGACGCCAAAUGAAGAACUGCUCCAAGAAGGCUUAGCGCGUGAAGCUAUUAAUCGUGUGCAAAAGCUGAAAAAAAAGGCACAGCUUAUACCAACUGACCCCGUACUCAUAUUUUAUGACUUGAAGAGUAAUGGUAGCAACAAAGAAGUUCAGGAAGCGAAGUCACAGCUGCAAAAGGUUCUGGUCAACUAUUCGUCCAUGAUAAAGGGGGCAGUCAAAUCGGAGUUCCUUCCAUUUGAUCAAAAGCAGGUCGAAUCAAAGAGGCAGAUUAUCAGUGAAGCUUGCGACCUCAAGGGAAUCCAACUCAACUUGACAAUUUGUUCCACUGAGGAGCUGCAGCUGCCAAAGCUUGCGUGGUUAAACGUAACCCUAGAUGGCGAACUGCAACCUCGAUUCUCCAAUAGCAACAAGGCCUCCAUUUUUCUUCAGGAUGGUAUUAACAAUCAGUACAUCACAUUGGACAAAUUGCGAAGUGAAUUGGAUGUGCUUUUCGGACUCUAUGGCAUCAGUUACAACAUUUAUGUGGUGGAUAACCAAAAGAAACUGAGUGAACUUAAGGUUGUUGACAAGAGUCUAAAUGGAAAGCUUCUUGUUUUAACUCGCAGCACGAAUGCACUAAGUCAAGAAGCCAACUUUGAAGUGGUCCCGGUUCCUUAUUCAAAUUUUGUUAAUCAGCCGUCUGGAGGCACAAUCUUUACUGAGAACCCCAAGGGUCGCAGUCUAUUGUAAGUGCUGAAUUUCAAAGAAAUGUCAAGUUGAUUGGUAUUUAUUGCAAAUGUAUCACGAUAUAAGAAAUACAUGUAUG
Messenger RNA from Drosophila hydei, 3851 nucleotides. RefSeq names its product isoleucine--tRNA ligase, cytoplasmic (gene IleRS). The transcript has 7 exons. Lineage: Eukaryota; Metazoa; Arthropoda; Insecta; Diptera; Drosophilidae. Bases 83 to 3775 code for a protein of 1230 amino acids. Gene Ontology annotation, molecular function: isoleucine-tRNA ligase activity; ATP binding; aminoacyl-tRNA deacylase activity. The record is from RefSeq and is a predicted model, not a curated record. Gene Ontology annotation, biological process: isoleucyl-tRNA aminoacylation.